AUGGAGCUUUCACAGGGACUGUUUACAUUCAAGGAUGUGGCCAUUGAAUUCUCUCAGGAGGAGUGGGAAUGCCUGGACCCUGCUCAGGGGAACUUGUAUGGGGACGUGAUGCUGGAGACCUACAGGAACCUGAUCUCCCUGGAUGAGGAUAACUUCCCUCUGGAAAUUGAUUAUUCUGCUGAAUUUGCAAUCAAGGAAUUACCAUCAAGCAAGGACAUUGAUAAAGGAGAAUUACACCAUCUAGUGACAUCAGAGAGAAAUGAAAGUCAUGGCAUCAAGGAUUUUGAUCUCAAGGAAGUCUGCGCACAUAUGCAGGACAGUGAGAGUGAGUGGGGAUCUGAUGUAAGAAAUGACAAAGAAGUGCUUUGGACCCAUAACAAAAAUCUCACUCAGAGAGAAGAUCAAGAUAGUAAAUCCUUAAUUAAUUUUCCCCAGAGUGUUUCUGUAAGAAGUAAUGCACGUGAAUAUUUCACACAUGACAAGCCAUUCAUAAGAAGUUUGUUAACAAUGAAAAAUAACGUAAGCAUUGCUGCAAACAAGGAUAUAAAGUGUUUGGAAAGCAGAACUGGAGUAAGGCCGCAGGCACAGGUGGCUGAACUGCAGAGGUUUCCAACUGAGGAGAAAAUGUACGCGUGCCCUCAAGUUGAGCAGUCAGUCAACAAGGGUCCCUCAGUUUCACCACUUCACCGAAUUCCUCCUGGUGUGGAAAACGCUUUGUUACCUGCACAAUACAGGAGAACACACACUGAAGAAAAAUCUAACAAGUGUAAUGACUGUGGGAAGGCUUUUAGCAAAAGAUCAAACCUCACAAAUCACAAGAGCAUUCAUUCCGGACAGAGACCUUACAGAUGUAAUCAGUGUGGCAAAGCCUUUAACCACCAGUCACACCUCACAACACAUCAUAGAGUGCAUACAGGAGAGAAAGAAUAUAAAUGUGAUGUAUGUGGCAAGGUCUUUAGUCGAAAUGCACGUCUUGCAAAUCAUCAGAGAAUGCAUACUGGAGAGAAACCUUACAAAUGUGAUGAGUGUGGCAAAGCUUAUACCCAGUUUGCAAGCCUAACUAGGCACCUGAAAAUACAUGCUGGAAACGACUAUAAGCCUCACACAUGUGGCAAUGCUUUUAUUCAAAACUCAAAGUUUAGGGAUCAUCAGAUUUCACAGUAG
Messenger RNA from Hippopotamus amphibius kiboko, 1164 nucleotides. Its product is annotated as zinc finger protein 677-like. Gene Ontology annotation, molecular function: DNA-binding transcription repressor activity, RNA polymerase II-specific. Bases 1 to 1164 code for a protein of 387 amino acids. Gene Ontology annotation, biological process: negative regulation of transcription by RNA polymerase II. The record is from RefSeq and is a predicted model, not a curated record. NCBI's taxonomy places the organism in Eukaryota, Metazoa, Chordata, Mammalia, Artiodactyla, Hippopotamidae. The transcript is spliced from 2 exons.